Recurvomyces mirabilis is the source of this 642-nucleotide messenger RNA. RefSeq lists its product as uncharacterized. Bases 1 to 642 code for a protein of 213 amino acids. The transcript has 2 exons. The record is from RefSeq and is a predicted model, not a curated record. NCBI's taxonomy places the organism in Eukaryota, Fungi, Ascomycota, Dothideomycetes, Mycosphaerellales, Teratosphaeriaceae.
AUGGUGUUUCGCGCGAGUACUGAUUUCGAGUAUGGAUUGAUGCAGAGUUAUGCUGCUAGCACACCAGUUACGAGUCCUUUCCAACCACAAGUCGAGGCCUCUGUCGCAACUCCAGCACCUCCCGCCAAGCUACAUGCGCUGGACAUCCAGCACAACGAGUAUGUCGCAAGCUUGAAGGCCGCUGGCCAUAGUGUGCGCCAAGACGUUUCCACAAUUGGUCGAACCAAGAUAAGGACAUAUCACGAGCUCUCAUCUGACUGGAGUGGAUCCACGCCAGCUAAUGCCGACACGGAGGAUGAAUGUAUCAAGCGAGCCGUCAGUAACCGUGAUGUGUCGAGGAUGAUUGUUGGGCAAGAACAGGAGGACGUCAAGGUUGUCAUGGUGUUCACAACUGCACCGGCUCGUCCACGCCUGUCAAACAGUCAGGUCGAGGAGGUUUCCUUCGGCCCUGACGUUGCAGCUAAUGAUGGCUCGAAUGUUCUUCCGAUCCUUGCGGUCAAGCGCCGAGCGUCUCUUGCGGAAACGACGCUCGUGGAGGGUGAGACCGGGGAGAAUAGAUACACCGCGCACGCCGUUAAGCGCCGUCGGGACACGUACGGUGGUUCUGGAGUCAUCGAUUUGUGCGGUAAUGACGCGGCCUGA